GUGUGAUCUACUUUGUGGUAAAAUUUUCUCUUGUAAGGCUCCUGACAUAUGCAGACAUAGAUAUAUCAUUCAUAAAGCUGGAUAUUGAUACAGUGGAUGCAUGCUGCUGCCUCAUACAAUGUCUGGAACAGCGUAUGCGGGGGAUCGCACCCCAAAUUCUACAGAAACAGAACUUUCUAGUAGUGAUGUUGGUGUUACUGGGAUUUUUUCUACAGAGUACCGAAAACAUGAAGAUCUGAAAAGCAUGCUGGAUGGAAAUAAAGAUGUAUUAAAACUAGAGGCAAUGAAAAGAAUUAUAGGAAUGGUCGCAAAAGGAAAAGAUGCCUCAGACCUAUUUCCAGCUGUAGUGAAAAAUGUUGUAUCCAAAAACAUUGAAGUUAAGAAACUUGUGUAUGUCUAUCUUGUAAGAUAUGCCGAGGAACAGCAAGAUUUAGCUCUUCUAUCAAUAAGUACCUUUCAAAGAGCUUUAAAGGAUCCUAAUCAGUUGAUUAGAGCUAGUGCUUUAAGAGUUUUAUCCAGCAUACGCGUUCCAGUGAUAGUACCUAUAAUGAUGCUAGCAAUUCGAGAUGCUGUGAAUGAUAUGUCUCCGUACGUGAGGAAAACUGCAGCUCAUGCCAUUCCUAAAUUAUACAAUUUGGACAUUGAGCAAAAAGAUCAACUAAUAGAAGUACUUGAGAAACUUCUUUCUGAUAAAACAACAUUAGUCAUGGGCAGUGCAGUGAUGGCAUUUGAAGAAGUUUGUCCUGAAAGAAUUGAUUUAAUUCAUAAAAAUUAUAGAAAGUUGUGCAAUCUUUUGGUAGAUGUUGAAGAAUGGGGUCAAGUUGUUAUCAUGAAUAUGCUGAUACGUUAUGCACGUACACAGUUUGCUGAUCCAAACAAAGACGAUGACUCGAAGGAGGAUGACGAUAAGCCAUUUUAUGAUUCUGAAAAUUCUCACAGUAAAGAAGAGGAGGAUGACAAAAGUGUAAAAAAAUCAUUUGUUAUGGAUCCUGACCAUAGAUUAUUAUUGCGAAACUGUAAACCGCUUCUUCAAAGUAGAAACUCUGCUGUUGUGAUGGGUGUUGUGCAAUUGUAUUAUUAUUUAGCUCCUCGUGCAGAAGUAAAUAUUGUUGCUAAAGCAUUGAUUAGGUUGACUCAUAGUCACAGAGAAAUACAGUCUGUUGUGCUUAGCACAAUAGCUACACUUACUACACGAUACAAGGGUAUGUUUGAGCCAUAUUUGAAGAGCUUCUUUGUCAGAUCUAGUGAUCCCACCCACAUAAAAUUAUUAAAGUUGGAAAUUUUAACGAAUUUGGCAACGGAAGGAAAUGUGUCUUUUAUUUUGAGAGAAUUUCAGACAUAUGUGUCCAGUCCAGACAUGGACUUUGUUGCUGCUACUGUUCAAGCAAUAGGUCGCUGUGCUAGCUCAAUUCCUGAAGUGUCUGAUACUUGCCUUAAUGGACUAGUUUCUCUGCUCUCAAAUAGAAAUGAAACUGUUGUUGCCGAAAGUGUUGUGGUGAUAAAAAAAUUACUUCAAAUGCAGAUUGCAGAUCAUAAAGAUAUUAUUAUUCACAUGUCACGGUUAAUGGAUACGAUUACUGUUCCCAUGGCCCGUGCAUCUAUUCUAUGGUUGAUUGGUGAAUAUGCUGAUAAAGUAACAAAAAUUGCUCCUGAUGUGUUACGAAAAGUUGCUAAAACAUUUUUCCAGUGAAGUAAGGAGGACAUAGUCAAGUUACAAGCAAUAAAUCUUGCUGCAAAACUUUUUCUAACUAAUGUAAAACAAACAAAGUUGCUUGUUCAGUAUGUAUUUAAUCUUGCUAAGUAUGAUACAAAUUAUGAUAUUAGAGACAGAGCUCGAUUUUUAAGGCAACUUAUCAUGCCUCAAGGUGAUAACAUCAGUUUGUCCAAACAUGCAAAGAAAAUAUUACUGGCUUCUAAACCUGCACCUGUCCUACAGUCAAAAUUUAAAGAUAGAGAUCGUUUCCAGUUAGGAUCACUUAGCCAUUACUUAAAUUCAAGAACGUCUGGCUAUUAUGAUUUACCUGGUUUCCCCGAAGAAAUUCCCGAUCCUUCAGUACGAAAUGUAGAAUCACAAAUUCCAUGGCAAGAGACGCACUUUGUCAAGAAAAAGAAAAAACAAACAGUUAAAAAGAAAUCCUUCUAUUCUGAAACAGAAUCAAGUUCUCCAGAAGGUGACUAUUUCAACAUCACAACUGUUUCUGCUAUUUUUACUCCCACAAAACAACAUGAGCUCCUGAAUAAAUAUAGUGGAAAAGGAUUGUGUGUAACUUACCGAUUCACUCGAAGUCCAAAUUUAUAUUCUGCCAAAAUGACAACUGUUGAAUUAGUCAUCAGCAACACAUCUGACAAAGAAAUUUGUGGAAUCCAUGUACCAACAAAAAAAAUUGGAAACAUUGAAAUUCAUGGAUUUUCUACUCUGUCUCCUAACUGCAGUAACAUAGUAUCACUUGGUAUUGACUAUAAUGAAAGUACUCAGCCUGCAAAGUUUGACCUUAAAACAACAGAGAAUGUGUUUUCCUUAUCAAUAAAAGCUCCUAUUGGUGAAAUCAUUCGGCCCAUUCUUCUGUCUGAAGAUGAAUUUGUUUCUGCUCAAAAUAAACUGAAAGGAAUGAAUGAGAGUUCUAGUACUGUUGAGUUACCUUCCGGUCAUGCCGAUGAGAAAGCCAUCGUCCAAUAUGUGUAUGAAGCUGCAAAUGUUGCCCAGGUCCAGAAUAAUAGCUUAGAAUCUAAAGUUCUCAGGUUUUCAAGUCAAACUCUUAGCACUAAGUGUUUAGUCCUCAUCUCCAUCCAUGUGUUGAGCAAUGGAAAAGCUACCAUUGCUGUGAACUGUGAAAAAAUGAUCAUUGGUUCAAUGUUUUUCAAAGAAUUGAAAGAAGCGUUAACAAAGUGAUAAUUGUGAAGUUAGCUUUUUAUAACUGUUUGUUUAUUGGUAAUGUGUAAAAAUAAAGCAAUAUAUUGUCACAAAGGAACUGAUUUUCUGGAGGCUCUGUACAGGAAUGAGUAUAUUUUCAUUAGCAAUUUUUCGUGUCAUCACUAUUUCUGAAGGUGAAUUUUUCCAUUUACUAUUUUUGCAUCAUGCAAACAUUCCAGUUUGUGGUAGAUUUUACAUCUCAACCUGUGAAAAUUAUUACAUGA
Uloborus diversus is the source of this 3135-nucleotide messenger RNA. It is a transcript of the gene rb, whose product is annotated as AP-3 complex subunit beta-2-like. Gene Ontology annotation, cellular component: membrane coat; AP-3 adaptor complex. The record is from RefSeq and is a predicted model, not a curated record. Lineage: Eukaryota; Metazoa; Arthropoda; Arachnida; Araneae; Uloboridae. Gene Ontology annotation, biological process: vesicle-mediated transport; intracellular protein transport.